AUGAAGGUUCGCAGUUCUUUGUCGGACAGGCACGGGUUCCUCGCCGUGGUUUUGCUUAUCCUCAUCGGCGUCGGGCUCGUCAUCUCCAGUUUCAGCCGAGUGGGGACCUCCAUGCUUUGCUCGCUGGCGGGCCCCACAUUUCUCGGCGCCGUAGACGAGAACUACUCGCCUACGGGGAUCCAGCUCCAAGCCAUUCUCCACUACGCCACGUCGCGCCAGACCCCGCAGCAAUCGCGCGGCGAGAUCGGCGUCUCCUUCGAGGUCCUCAAGGCUAGCGCGCCGUGCAACUUCCUCGUGUUCGGUCUCGGCUUCGACUCGCAAAUGUGGGCGUCGUUCAAUCCACGCGGCACCACGCUGUUCCUGGAGGAGGACCCCAAGUGGGUCCAGACCGUCCUCAAGGACGCGCCGCAUCUGCGGGCGCAGACGGUGCGCUACCGCACGCACCUCAAGGAAGCGAACGGUCUCCUAUCCUCGUACCGAUCUGAACCGUCGUGUUCUCCAUCCGAGGCGGUCCUGCGUGGCAACGCGCAGUGCAGGCUGGCGCUGAACAACCUGCCGGACGAGGUGUACGAGAGGGAAUGGGACCUGAUCAUGAUCGACGCGCCGCGCGGGUAUUUCCCGGAGGCGCCGGGGCGGAUGGCUGCUAUAUUCUCGGCAGCUGUGAUGGCGAGGAGGAGGCAGGGAUCUGGUGUGACGCACGUGUUCCUGCACGAUGUGAAUCGGAGGGUGGAGAAGGUGUAUGCGGAGGAGUUCCUGUGCAAGAAGUACUUGGUUAAGGCCGUGGGGAGGCUCUGGCACUUUGAGAUUCCCUCCGCCGCCAACGCGACGGAAGUGGACGGCGAACGCUUUUGCUAA
This is a messenger RNA of Prunus armeniaca (apricot), 855 nucleotides long. NCBI's taxonomy places the organism in Eukaryota, Viridiplantae, Streptophyta, Magnoliopsida, Rosales, Rosaceae. The record is from the annotation of a GenBank genome assembly.